This is a messenger RNA of Drosophila novamexicana, 2790 nucleotides long. It is a transcript of the gene Su(H), whose product is annotated as suppressor of hairless protein. Gene Ontology annotation, biological process: regulation of transcription by RNA polymerase II. The coding region runs from base 426 to 2264 and encodes 612 amino acids. Gene Ontology annotation, cellular component: nucleus. The transcript is spliced from 4 exons. Gene Ontology annotation, molecular function: DNA-binding transcription activator activity, RNA polymerase II-specific; RNA polymerase II cis-regulatory region sequence-specific DNA binding. The record is from RefSeq and is a predicted model, not a curated record. NCBI's taxonomy places the organism in Eukaryota, Metazoa, Arthropoda, Insecta, Diptera, Drosophilidae.
UAGUUUGUUUGGUAGCUGCUGCUUGCUAGUGGGGUUUGGUUUCGUUUUUAUUUAUUAUAAAUCAGUUACCACAGUUUAGUUGCUAGUUUAAACAGCAGCUAGCCGCAACGAGCUUCAGUCGUAGUCGCACUCGCGCUCCCAAGUCUACACUUGUUAAUUGUGGCCAGGCGGGCAUUCUAAAACAAAAAUAAAAAAAAACAACAACAACAUCGAAAGCGAAACCGUGAGAAACGACAGCUGCUGCUGCGUGUGUUGUGCCAGGAUACAACGACUUGAAAGACGAAAAAAGCAAAACACAAACAAAGUACAAGUGUAAGUGCAAGUAGUGCCAAAGUGUUAAACAAGUUGCCAAAAAAAAAAAAAAAAAAAAACCAAAAAAAAAAAGAACAACAAUAAUAGACGACAUUAAAACAGCAUGUGCUUAAAUGAAGAGCUACAGCCAAUUUAAUUUAAACGCUGUUGCCGCCGCACCGCCCGCCAUUGUCUACGAGAACGCAGCCGCAGCAGUAGCAGCCGGCAGCAAUAGCAACUCCUUGGAGCAUACUCAGCUGCACACUCACAGCCAGGAUAUGCCGCACUUUGGACUGGGCAGUGCGCCGCCGCCACAGCAGCAGCAGCUACAAGUGCAUCAUCAACAACAACAACAACAACAACAACAACAACAGCAGCAGCAACAACAACAACAACAACAAAUGCAACUGUCCAUGCUGCCGGUAGCUGUGCCAGGUCCAUACCGGUCGCACAUUGAGGAAAAGAAGCUGACGCGCGAUGCCAUGGAGAAGUACAUGCGCGAGCGCAACGACAUGGUCAUCGUCAUACUGCACGCCAAGGUGGCACAGAAAUCCUAUGGCAAUGAGAAGCGUUUCUUCUGCCCGCCACCGUGCAUCUAUCUGUUUGGCAGCGGCUGGCGUCGACGCUACGAGGAGAUGCUGCAGCAGGGCGAGGGCGAGCAGGGGGCACAGCUAUGCGCAUUCAUUGGCAUUGGCAGCAGCGAUCAGGAUAUGCAGCAGCUAGAUCUCAAUGGCAAACAGUAUUGUGCAGCGAAGACGUUGUUUAUAUCGGAUUCGGAUAAGCGCAAGCAUUUCAUGCUAUCGGUGAAAAUGUUCUAUGGCAAUGGCCACGACAUUGGCGUAUUCAAUUCCAAGCGCAUCAAGGUCAUCUCGAAGCCGUCCAAAAAGAAGCAAUCGCUCAAGAAUGCCGACCUGUGCAUAGCCAGCGGCACCAAUGUCGCCCUCUUCAAUCGCCUGCGCUCCCAAACUGUCUCGACUCGGUAUCUGCACGUGGAGAACGGGCAUUUCCAUGCCUCAUCGACACAGUGGGGCGCCUUCACGAUACAUCUGCUCGAUGAUAAUGAAUCCGAAUCGGAGGAGUUUCAGGUGCGCGAUGGUUAUAUACACUAUGGUGCCACCGUUAAGCUGGUAUGCUCUGUUACGGGCAUGGCGCUGCCGCGUCUAAUCAUACGCAAAGUGGAUAAACAGAUGGCGCUGCUGGAGGCCGAUGAUCCGGUCUCGCAGCUGCACAAGUGCGCCUUCUACAUGAAGGACACGGAUCGCAUGUAUCUGUGCCUGUCCCAGGAGAAGAUCAUACAAUUUCAGGCCACGCCCUGCCCAAAGGAGCCCAACAAGGAAAUGAUCAACGAUGGCGCCUGCUGGACAAUCAUAUCCACCGACAAGGCCGAAUAUCAGUUCUACGAGGGCAUGGGUCCCGUUGCCUCACCGGUGACGCCAGUGCCAAUUGUCAAUUCGCUGAAUCUUAAUGGCGGCGGCGAUGUGGCCAUGCUGGAGCUGAGCGGCGACAAUUUUACGCCGCAUUUGCAGGUCUGGUUUGGCGAUGUCGAGGCGGAGACCAUGUAUCGCUGCGCCGAAACGCUGCUCUGUGUGGUGCCUGAAAUCUCACAAUUUCGCGGCGAAUGGCUUUGGGUGCGACAGCCAACGCAGGUGCCAAUAUCGCUGGUACGCAACGAUGGCAUCAUUUAUGCCACUGGGCUCACAUUCACUUAUACGCCGGAGCCGGGUCCGCGAUCGCAUUGUAAUCAGGCUGACGAUGUUAUGCGUACGCGUCACAACAACAAUAACAUCACAAGCAUUAGCAACAAUAAUAACAAUAGCAACAACAACAACAAUAACAACAACAACAACAACAACAGCAGCAAUUCACCAGCUGGCGGCUCCAGCUUACAGCAGAGCAUGCAACAGCAAACGCAUCAAACGCUACCCUCCAUCUCGGAAGUGCAAUGGAAUAGUCAUGGGAGCGGCUUGUCUUGAGUGCGGCAGUAUUGCUAUUAUUUGCAAUUUCAUAUACAUUUAUUUAUGCCAAGUUAUUUAAAGUUCGUCUAGCACAUAUUUAGUUUUUAAACACAUGCUUAGUUCUUAAGUUGUUCACUCUCCACUCACUCUCACUCUCUGAAUGCGAGGCGAACAAAACGAAAAACCAAUUUCAAGUUGACCAAUAUUAUCAUUUUGUAGUGCUAGCCGGUACCAAUAGAUGUAUAAAUGCAAAAUAUAUAUUUGUAAAUAACUCGAAAGAGCUCACUGACAUAAAGAAUUAAAUGUAACUCUAGUUAAAUAUACAUUUAUAUAGUAUAUAGAACAUUUGAUCUAUAUGCUGGGCCUAUGCGUUGUGCCAACUCAAUUGGAUCGCCCAUAUAUUUAUAUAUAUAACAACUGUUUGCUGAACAUCUUGUACAACAUUCCACUUUAAAAAGCUACAGUCAACAGGCACACUUGAGAACAAUUUAUAUCAAGCGCAACAUAAGCCCAGCAUUAGACCAUAUACAUAUAUAUAUAAAUA